UGCCUCUGCUGGCACUCGAGUCCUUUGUCCCUAAAAGCAAAAGCCCCCGCUGGAUUACCCGCCAUCCCCUCUCCACUUCUGACAUCACUCAUUCCUUACGUCAACUUUCACAGCUCGUCUAACCGCUCAACUUCUGCAAUGGGGCGCUGGUCACAUCUCGAUACGGACGAGGAGCGUCUGCCCCCGGGCAUGACAAGGGUGGGCUACGAUGCCGAUACUCAAAUCUACACAUACCGCGACACCGACGGCAGCAUCUGGGAGGGCGUACCGGGCUCACAAUACGGAACUUUGCAUCGCUCAAAAGUUGCGGAAGCCCCGCCUUUGCCAAGCGUCCACAUCCCCGACGACGUCGAAGGUGAAGAAAAGCCAUAUGUCCUGCACGAUCCCGACGACGACAGCAAUGAUGAGGACCUCGUGUCGACAACCUUAUCACAGCCCCAGAGAGCGAGACUGCGGGAGUCGCAUCUUGAUCAAACUGCGAGCAAGCCAUUGCCGAGAAUACCCAGCAACACAGGCAGCUACGGCACCGCGUCGGACGGCCGCUAUAAACGACUCGAAGAACGACGUCAACAACCCCGGACCCCGCAAAGAUCGGGGACGGUUUCCCGCCUCUACCGAUAUUUUGUCCGCGACUCACAAGAUACCCGUGCAGGAAGCAUGAGCAAGCAGCAAUUGGCUCGCGCCUCGACAGUUCGCGAAACGCCAGUGCACCCGAGACCAGGAACUAAUAGGCCUAGGAGAGCAACAACCUUCGAUGAGAUUUUGGAUCGGCAUUGAGUGUUGGAGGCGUGAUGCCAAGGAGGGAUUGAAUGUUUGCUAUUGCCCAUGAGCCUGGACACAAUGUUCGAGACUGUUUGGAGGAGUGUACCUGCACACGGCUCAUGACGACGUGACGAGUACCCUGUGGACCUUUUCUUUCUUUUUCCUGCACCUAGCCAAGUUCACUGCU
This is a messenger RNA of Lasiosphaeria miniovina, 949 nucleotides long. RefSeq lists its product as uncharacterized. The coding region runs from base 139 to 777 and encodes 212 amino acids. NCBI's taxonomy places the organism in Eukaryota, Fungi, Ascomycota, Sordariomycetes, Sordariales, Lasiosphaeriaceae. The transcript is spliced from 2 exons. The record is from RefSeq and is a predicted model, not a curated record.